Stylonychia lemnae is the source of this 1053-nucleotide messenger RNA. The record is from the annotation of a GenBank genome assembly. Lineage: Eukaryota; Ciliophora; Spirotrichea; Sporadotrichida; Oxytrichidae.
AUGGACAGUAAGGAGUGGGAAAACUUCAUAUAACAAAUAGAAUUUAUUAAAACAAAAUCGAAUCGUUAAGUUCUCUGUGCAAAGUGCUGGUUGAUGCUUAACUAUGAGUAAAAAAUUAAACAUAUAAAAGAUCACCCUGAUCAUGAGCUCUCCAUAUUAACUUCUACUAAAUUCGCAUCAUCACAAUAGAUGAUUUCUCUAGCUUAAGCCUGCAAUAAAUUAGUAAAUAAAAGUGAUGGACAGUAUAUUUUAUCUCCAUUCAUCCAGAUUGGGAAGUCAUUAUUUGAGGGACAGGAGGGCCUUCAAAUUAUGAGCGUAUAAAAUAAUUCGAUGAUAUUAUAGAGUACAUCCACAGAAUCAUAAAAUGGAAACUAUGAUAAUAGCUCCAAGGACGGUAAAGACUUAGUUCAAAGUGUAUAGGACAGGAUGACGAAAAUAGAAGGUACAGUUGAAAAUAUAAAAAAUACACUUAAUAUUUUCGCUCAGUGCAUGUAAAGCAAUCAUAUACUAUAGUAAUAGAUACUCCAUUAACUAGAGGUAUAGAAUGCGAAUAAUCAAAACUCAUGUGUCCCAUCAUCAUGUGAGAAUCUAAAUGUAAAUGAGAAUUAAUGGAUCACAUAGAAUUAAAUAAAGGAAGAGUAAAUGUAGAUUGAUUUAACAGAGAAAAAAUCUGAUAAAUAUCUGGCUGAUGAACGACAAAAUAUCAGUCAGAUUGAUAAGAUUGAUAAUUCUUAAGCGAACACCUCAAAUUUUGAGUUGAGUCAGAAAUUGACUUCUAUUAAUAAAUUCUAGAAAAUUUGGAAUUAAAAACAAACAAAAUCUGACUCUAGUUAAGUCAAAUCAUAUGAUGACUUAGAUUUCAACCCAUUUAAGCAUAAAUACCAGGGAUAAAGUUAGCCUUUGGAUGAAGAAAUGACUGAUGCAUAGGUUUGGUAACGGUACUCUAUAAUUGAAGCAGACAACUUUUUCAUUUAGGUUAAUGAAAUGCACGUUGGAAAUAAACGCCAUUAUAAUUAAAUGUCUUAGGAUGUCCUCUAAAUUGACGAAGACUGA